CCUCUUCUUCCUCCCCCCACCCAUCUAGGGCUCUCUCUACACCAAGAGAGAGAGGGACCUUUUUAGAACCCCCACCAGCAUCUUCUUCCUCCUCCUUCCUGAACCCUGAGGAGGAGGAGGCGUCCCUAAUAAGAAAUGUCUCCUCAUCGUCGUCAACAUCGUCAGGAUCGUCUUCGUCUCCGCCACUAAAGUCAUCCUCCCCGUCAUCAACGUCUCCUUCACCCUCGUCGUCAAGAGGCCUAUGUUGGAGGGUAGAUGGGGAGUCAGAGGGGGAGGAGGAGGUCGACUCUUCCCUCACCCUCGCCCCGGACCACCUAGGGAACCUCUGGGUACUGACUUCCUCCAGGGACAGGUUGGAGGUGAGGCCAGGACAGGUGUGGGUUGUCAACUUCACGUCCUUCACCUGGCAUGACGUGGGGGCGCGCCCUCCUCCUCCACACGCCCACGGAGGUCACAUUUGGGGCACCAGAGGCGUCACGAUGGCCGCCCCGGAUCCUUCGACGCCUUCUGGUGGAGGUGGUGGUGUGAACAGUGCUAAAGAUGUUUAUGGUGGUGGCGAUAGUAAUACUAAUAGCAGUAAUAGUAAUAGCAGUAGUAACAGUAGUAGUAGUAGUGAGCCGGUGGUGGUGUGCCCAUGGUCUCAAGGUCUGGUGGCCGUGUACACCCUCAACACCUCCUCCACCACCACCUGGUUCCUGCCUUACGACGCCCUCACCUGGCAGAGGUUCCUGCACCACCAGGAGCUACACUUCCCCUCAGGAGUUUCAGCUGUGAUCGCCAGUUGGUGUGGGAGGCUCCGUGACGCUCUCUGGCUCCUCACCUCCUCCGUCACGCCCACCACCACACCUUCAGCCCUGAUGAAUGGACGUGGCACCACGGUAACACUGGAGGACACACGUGGUAACACCGCAACACCGGAGGACAUACAUGGCAACACCGCAACACUAGAAGACACACAUGGUGCCGACGCAACACGGGAGGGCACACAUGGCACCGAUGCAACACGGGAGGGUACACAUGGCACCGAUGCAACACGGGAGGGCACACAUGGCACCGACGCAACACGGGAGGGCACACAUGGCACCGACGCAACACGGGAGGGCACACAUGGCACCGACGCAACACGGGAGGGCACACAUGGCACCAUUGCGAGACAGACGUUGUGGAAGCUUGACCACAAUGGCAAGUGGUCGGCUUUGGAUGUAGUGCCUGGCAAAGAGGAUAUCCAGUACCGCCAUCGAAGCAUCCUACGUAGAUGGAGUGAUAAUCGGGGCGACCUCUUCUUCCUGCAGGAACUGGUGCCCCCCAGAGACUCAGGGACCUCGAGGACGUCGUUUACCGAGCAGGAGGAAGGGGGCCCAAGGUCAGGUCUGAGGGUGGUCAAGUUCGACACAGUAUCAGGGAGGCGAACCGUGUUGCCUUUUCAUCAUCACCCAGCCAGAGGUGUGUGGGUGCCGGGACCAUCAGGAGAACUCUACUCCAUCUUCACAGACUCGCGGGGCUCCUGGGUGAACACCUUCAACUACUACACGGGAUCUGUCGUCAGCAGAGACAGUUCGCCUCAUCUCCCCAUCCACAUUGACGACAACAACCUCUUGGUUAUGAUCGACGGCACCGUAUAUAACACCAUACCUGCCUGUAGCAGCCAGGUGCUCCACGACACACACACGGAAGACUCUGUCGUGGCAGGGAUAAAUUUAUACCAUUUAAUCCUCUCAGGGCAGUGUUCUCAGAGCAACACAUUCACAGCUACACUGCAAGACUCCAUCGCUGCUCGGGCCUCUACCUCACGCCAUGGCUCCCUCACUCAUGACCACCCCAACAUACAAGCUAUUGUUGGUGGUAACAGAGGUGGUGGAGGAGGGAAUGUGUCGAGCAGCCCACUGCCUGUGGGACAGUCGCCGGGACUGUCACACCAAGCUGACCAAGGUGGCACAAUCUUCGUCACGGAUGGCAAACAGGGCGUGAGCAGCAGCGAGCAGCCGACAGUUCCUCACCACAGAGACAAGAAUCACACCAACAAUUCCAUCAUCUUCUUCUCCCUGUCCCUCUCCAUCUUCGCUCUGGUGGGCAUCAUUAUCUUCGUCAGGAGGUGUGUGAGGUGUCCUCUCACCCACGAACUCGUUGACGGGCGUGAGGAGCGGGGCAAGCCACCUUCACCCCUACCAGUGUUAUACAGCAUCGUGUCGGACGACCCCGCCUACGAGACGUCCACCAACAACUCACCAUGUCCGUCUUACAACGCUCUGUACGACGCCACGGUCACCACCACCGCCGCUGACACCACCCCCAGCGCCACCACCCCUAACGGCGGCACUCCGAACUACAUGACCCCAAGCUCCACCACCCCGACGGGACUGUCUCCUAGUACCGCCGCACGCCACACCAUCACUCCCGCCACCUUCCCCCGGGACCCCAUCAGCUACGCCAUUACCAACACCGCCUCCGAUGCCAUCACUAUCGCCACUAACAACGCCUUUACCAAGUACCUCACUAACAGCGUCUCAGAUCCAACAAACAUUGACAGUAACAGUACCCUUAACACAAGCACCAGCACCACCCAGUUCUGACCAGCACCAACCGCUUCUGAUCACCACCACCACCACCCACUUCUGAGUGUCAACCACACUACACCAUUCACGACUAUUUAUAAUCAACAAAUGUUUUAAAAGAGUAAAAUGAGAGCUUCGGAAAAAUAUAAAAAUCAUAUAGAACAACUGUCCAGUCAGUCACCACAAAAAAUAAUAUUCCCAAUAACAGAAAACAAUAAAGUUCAAUUAUUAUGCAAGUUAAUAAUUUGUUCAGUGUUCACCAUGAAUGAUAAGUUGUCUAGACGAUAAUGGUAUUUCCUUGUGAUUUAAAUACUUUUUUUUUACUAUGUAAGGUUUAAAACGGAAUUACACAUUCAAAAACAAGAAUUGCAAUAAUUAGUUUUUCGUUCAAGAUGCUUUAACUGUCAUUUAUGAAGAAUAGUUUAUAAUGUAUUAAGUUCUUCAAUAAACAGGUUUAAUAUUAUGGAAAAUAUGUAUUCUGGGUUUAUUUCUUAACGACAACAACUUGCAAGACUAUACGUACCGUUCACCCAGUCAUUGUCUACCUAACAAACUUGUGGGUAAACAUGAAAAACUAAUUCUCACAAAAUAAUUUACUCGUUCCCAGGAUAAUUAAUAAUGUGUGGACUGAUGACUACGUAGGCCACCAGUUCCUCAUAGUAUUACCCGAAUGAUUUAAGGAGACUAGCCAUCACAAAGCCCAGACCAACUAACUUGUGCCAAUAUGUGUUUUAUUUCAUUAUAAUAUAAGGCAAUAAACUUCCAUUUCCAUAUUACAGACAAAUGAGCCAGCGGUAGCUAAGGUUUGAAUCUCCCAACAGCUGCAGACGAGGUUGUUUGGGUGAAAUCAACAACAUAGUUAAGUUAACUUACUGAUUACUGUAAGGCGGCGAUACACUGGACACUUUUCCUCCCAACACUCCCCGGCCACCAAAACUAAGGGACGUUUGCGUCACUGGGAUGUUUUCUUAGCACGUCUGCCCAACAACAAGCGUCUAGACGAGGUUCGAGUUACUACAGUCGAGGCCUUGCGGGAUUGUGAGGUUUAUUUACAAGUGGCGGCGGCUGACUGGUCAAAGAACAUCCUGAAUAAUAAUUUAAUAAUACUAAAGAAGUUUUAAAGUGACGAAUAAAUAGAAACAACUCACCGUUUUAUGCUUUAUAUUUUAAAUUAUCAGUUUCAUGAUUUAUUUCAAUUUUUACUUGAAUAUUCAACACAAAUAUAAAGCUCAUUUGAGCGCUAACCCGGCCAGCAAAGCUCGCCGCCAAACCGAUGUCCAAUUCUCACAACAGGCGAAAUCUUGCAGCUUCCUGGGCCGCCAGGCCAGCAAAAGGGGCAACAUGUUGGGAGGAAAGUGCCCAGUGUGCCGCCGCCUUCAAACUACUCUGGGCGUCUUCCACCUUCUGCGACUCUAAGAAGUUGGAAGCGAAGGAGCCGCUGCUGGAGGCCAAGGAAGAUUCUUACGUAUAUAAGCGCGUUUAUAUCGAGUUUUAUGAUUAAUAAAUGAUUUGGGAUACAUACAGCCGCACAAACUGUAGUUCAUUACCGACUGUGCUAUAUUUCUUGUAUCCUUUGCUUCUGUUUGCUUUAUGUUUGGUACAAAACAAAAAUAUGAAAAGAUUUCAUUGGAAAGCGAAUUUCAUCUUUGACUUCAACCUUGAAAUCAUUUGCAUUUUGAUAGUCCAGUUAUUUAACAUUAUCUUAGAGAAUAACGUGUCUGCUUACCAAUUGUGAACAUAUUUAGUUUCAAUAAAUGAGUAGCUACAAACAUUUUCUAUGAACCAGUGGGCUAUUUGUAACUAUAGACGAGGGGCGUGGCGUGGAAAUACUGUAAGUAUAAUGGACCACUGCUUGAUAAUAACUUUCCUCCAGAUCAGUGGGAAUUCUUUUUAACUUCUGGUUUAUAUUUUACUUUAUUUUAAGCUGGACGAAAGUGAGCAUAUCCCGCCUUGACACAUCUUGAUACUAUACUGUACGUGACGCCACAGCGAGCGGGAACGUUGCUCCACCACAUACAUACUGUACCCGUACAUUCAGGACACUAUCUUGUUCUACCCUGUGCUUGUCCAGUCGUUUUCCGUGUAUUAAUCUAUUUAUCUUAUUUGGUACAUUACCUCAUGUACAAUUCAGUAUUUUUUAUAUUUAAUGUAUCUUUACCAUAUCAACACCACAUGUACUUAAUAUAAUAUAUAUUAUGGUGACAACGAACAUCAUGAGUAAUU
Molecule: messenger RNA, 4775 nt
Organism: Homarus americanus (American lobster)
Lineage: Eukaryota; Metazoa; Arthropoda; Malacostraca; Decapoda; Nephropidae
Source: RefSeq, a predicted model, not a curated record